UCUGUCUUUGUGGUAGCAACAGUGGGGAGCAUGGUUCAGCAGCUCUUUGUCCGUGCCCAGGAGCUACACACCCUUGAGGUGACUGGCCAGGAGGCAGCUGCCCAAAUCAAGGCACAUGUAGCCUCACUGAAGGGCACUGCCUGGGAAGAUCAACCUGUGCUCCUGGCAGGCACACCCCUAGAGGAUGAGACCACCCUGGGCAAGUACGGUGUGGAGGCCCUGAUCACCCUGGAAGUAGCCGACCACAUGCUUAGAGGGAAAGUCCAUGUUUCUCUGGCCCAUUCUGGGAAAGUGAGAGGUCAGACUCUCAAGGUGGAGAAGAAGAAAAAGAAGAAGAAGAUGACAGGCAGGGUUAAGUGGUGGAUUCAGUACAACCAGCGCUUUGUCAAUAUUGUGCCCACCUUUGGCAAGAAGAAGGUCCCCAAUCCAACUCUUAAGUCCUUUGUAAUUCUGGAUUUCUCUAAUAAAAAAGCCACUUAGCUCAAAAAAAUAAAUAAAAUAAAUUUAAAAAUAAAAAUAGACGGUCACUAGUCACCAUAAACAAUGCUUAUAAUCCUGAAUUGAAAUAAUAUGUCUAAGAGGAAAGGAAAGAAAGGAGAAAGUUUAGUAAAUCAUUCAACUACCUUUUCUUAUUCAUAGAAUAUUCUCAACCAAUUAAUAAGCAAUUACAUUCA
This is a messenger RNA of Symphalangus syndactylus (siamang), 674 nucleotides long. RefSeq names its product ubiquitin-like FUBI-ribosomal protein eS30 fusion protein. The record is from RefSeq and is a predicted model, not a curated record. NCBI's taxonomy places the organism in Eukaryota, Metazoa, Chordata, Mammalia, Primates, Hylobatidae. Gene Ontology annotation, cellular component: cytosolic small ribosomal subunit; ribosome. Gene Ontology annotation, biological process: translation. Gene Ontology annotation, molecular function: structural constituent of ribosome; protein binding.